AUGAACUCAUUUAGACGAUUCAUCAUGAAUUUUAAGAAAUACGCUAACUUUACUGAAGAAAAUCCAGUAAAUUUGCCUUAUUCAAUCGAAGGAAUCUUUACAUCGAUAGCAUUAUCAUAUGAAUUUUCAGGUAUCUUCCUUAACAUAUCAAAUCUUAAAGCAGAAUAUGCAAUAUACGGUGUAGUUAUUUCGAUAUUAUUAAUUUUCAGUCAUUACAUGUGGCGAAGCAUCCAUAGGCUUCCUCCAUCGCUUCUACAACGUAACUCGAUAUCAAUACUAUCAAUUGUUCUUAUUUGUUCCUUUGAUGCAUCGAUAAUUAACUCAUUAACAGAUAAAUUCGUUACACAGCUUUGUCCACCUUAUUUAAAAUACUUUCUGAUCGUUUGCUAUUUACUGCUAUUUCUUGUUGAAGUAAUGCCAGAAAUGGUCAGAUUUGUAAUCGCGAUUCCGAAAGAAAAAAGGACAACGUCAGCAUUAUUAUAUACAUUAUUUGGCCUCAUAUCAAUAUUUAUUUGUUGCCGUUUGAUUGUUUCGUUUAGUUUUAUCCCACUUUUGUUUACCGCUGGUCCUUGGUUUGCUCAGGUUAUAUUGAAUGCUGUUUCAGGAUUCAAUGCAAACCUUGGAUUCAAAACCCUUGCUUUCUUUUCAAUUUCCAGAGCGAUUUAUUUUGCAUAUUCAUUUUUGUACACAAAGAGCAUUUUCAAUGCCUAUUCUAUUCCAAAAUAUAUAUUUGUUAUUAUCAUACUACUAACACAACUCAUUGUUCUUCCAUUUCAAAGUUACAUUUCAGCAUUUCUUCUUUCCAAGAAGAAACCUCAAUAUUCCAAACGUGAUCCACCGGAAGGAGCAAUCUGUCCCAUCUGCCUUCUACCUGUUACGAUGGGAGAUCCGAUAACUACUCCAUGUAACCAUACUCUUCACUUAAACUGCUUGAAGAGAUGGCUGGAGCAGAAAUAUACAUGCCCUGUUUGUAGAUCCGAUCUCCCAGAAUUACCUUUAACCAUGAAAUAA
This is a messenger RNA of Trichomonas vaginalis G3, 1011 nucleotides long. RefSeq names its product RING zinc finger protein family. Lineage: Eukaryota; Parabasalia; Trichomonadida; Trichomonadidae. The transcript has a single exon. Bases 1 to 1011 code for a protein of 336 amino acids. The record is from RefSeq and is a predicted model, not a curated record. Gene Ontology annotation, molecular function: zinc ion binding.